UGCUGACUUCACUCAUUGACUCACUCUGCUCUGCUUCAGCUGGCUGACUGAGUGCGCUGACACUGGGACCACUACCUGCUGCCUGGGGAUUAAGCACGCUAUGAAUACCCGGAGCCUAAUUUGUUGUUUUGGCUGCCAGUGAAUGUUGGAUACCCACAGAGGAGAAGCAGGGUGCAUAAAUCCUUGCGGCCAGGACACUGGGAGCGCCUCUGGACCAAGACAACACAGUGAGAAAAGGGGACUGGAUGCUUGAGGAAGCAUAUCAAACACAGGAGACGAACCAGAGCACGAAAGAAAAGACUGGACAAGUUAUUUCCUGAAAGGAAGAGAAGACUCUAAAUCAACCAGUCUUAUGAGGAUAAGGGCGCAAUGAGACCCUUUUCCUCAUUAUCUGGCUGGGAUUCUCUGUCAGGGUGCUGACACGAGGGAAGAAAGCCCAACAAAUCUCCGCCUCAAGCUUCUUGAGUGAUUUCUGAUCACACACAGGGUUUAUUCUCCUUUUUCUCUCCAUGAGUUCAUUCAUUUAGAGCGUCCCUGUGUUUUGCUGCUCAUCCGUAUCUGCUCGGGGGAGAAGACGGCUCGGGCAUUGACAGAGAAUUACCAUUAUUCUCUUCUCCAACUUUUUCCCCCUGUUUGCCACUUCUUCUGACCUGCUUUCAGCCCCUGCACACCAGCGGGGUGGGGGGCAGCUGCUUCUCCACUACAUGAGACUCUCCGGGAAUAAAGGUUAUUGAACCGAGGAGUGGCAGGGGCACGCAGGAGAGAAAGGCAGGGAAAACAAUCCAUCUCUGUGAACCCCAGGAGCAUAUGGUUUAGCGAGCGGCAGCCAGCUGCUUUCCAGCCGUCCUGCUGAUCACGCCACAGCAGAUACAAGUUGCUCCAGUGGCGGUGUCAGGUUUGGACGGAUCUUACGUGCCGCGGCCGUACAUCUCUUCCCUGUGACAGGCAGACCAGACCAUAAACCAAAGAAGUCUGUCCAGUGGAUACAAAGAAGCAGUUGUGUUGGAGCUGGACAAAUCCUUGCCCCUUUCUGCAACUGCCACAGGAAGGCUAAAACAGAUAUUCGGCUGUCACCUUUAAGGGAAAUACUUGUGACACACGUUGUUGGAGAGCACCAGACCUUGUCUUGGUGUGUAAAGGCUUUUGACAAGGAGAGGAGGGGGUGUGCAACCCCAGAGCCCUUUCACGUCCAUCUAAUUACCAGCCAGGGUCACUCGAAGGGAAGGGGAGGAUUCCAUUUGUGGAUUUACUAUCGGCUCGCUUGGAAGUUUUCCGUGUGGAUAUUUGACAAUUCAGAACACCCACAUCCUUAACGCUCCAAUUUCUGGCAUAGUUGCAUCUCACUGAUACACGCCAAAAGCCCACUGACGCACAUUUACAAACACAUUAUCACCACCCACUUAAACCCACACACAUGUUUGCAAUGAAAGUAUAAACCACUUUACAGCACAGACACAUAGUCACAGAUUUAAAGCCUAUUAGUUGGUUUUUUUCACUCGCGGAUACCACCAGAAUGGAGGUCGGGUGGACAGGUGGGGGGCUGUAGGAGUCCAACAUCUGAUCUGUGUCCGUCCGCUUUACCCAAAUGGAUGUUAUUAUCUCUAAAAAUGUGUUGCUUGGAAACCGCUGAAAGCUUUUUGCUACAAUUCUCUGACAGAAACGGUCACCGGGUCCUCGCCACGGUGCACAGCUGGAACCACAGCUGAAACACCCACCAUUACUCGUCUUUUUUUGCCUUUUAUCUUAUCUUCAUCUUCAUCAUCUGCCCUCACCCCACCGCCAUCAUUUUUUCCAACGGAUCUUUGGGCGCCCCUCGUCGCCCUCCUCGGCCCGUCCUCUCCUCCACCCUGGAGGGGAGGGGGUCAAUGGAGUGGAGCAUGAGUGGGUGCCACUAUCCUUCGCCGCCGCCACAGGAGCAGGAGCGCAGGUACCAACACAAAGUAUCGCUGGUGGUGCGCUACUUCAUGAUCCCAUGCAACAUCUGUCUGAUCCUGCUGGCCACUUCCACACUGGGCUUCGCGGUGCUCCUGUUCCUCAACAACUACAAACCUCCUCACUUCACACCAGCCCAGCCUCCUGAUGGCUGCAGAGGGAUGUUGUGUGGCUUUGGUGCCGUAUGUGAGCGUGACCAGACUGACCCAUCCAAGGCUGACUGCGUUUGCAAGAAAGCGGAUUGUCCAUCGUUGGUGGCACCUGUCUGCGGCUCUGAUUCGUCCACCUACUCCAAUGAGUGCGAACUGGAGAAAGCCCAGUGCAACGCCCAGAGACGCAUCAAGGUUCUGCGCAAGGGUCCCUGCUCUCUGACGGACCCCUGCUCCGAGGUGACCUGCAGCUACGGCAGCACCUGCGCCGAGUCCUCGGACGGCGUGUCAGCUAAAUGCAUGUGUCCCCUCGGCUGCGAGGGCAAGCGCGAACAGACCGUGUGCGGCAGCGACGGGAAGGACUACCGCAACGAGUGUGAGCUCCACCAGCAUGCCUGCAAGAACCAGAAGAACAUCCGAGUGCAAUACCAAGGGAACUGCGACCCAUGUAAAGACAAUGAGAACAGUCUGACCACGCAGUGCCGGGUGGAGAGCAUCACCCGCCAGUCCAUCUUCUCUCCCCUGCCGGAGUCGUGCCCCCCGGGGGGCGAGCCUCUGUGUGCCAGUGACGGACAUACAUACCCCAGCGAGUGCGCCAUGGAAGCAACCGGCAGGCGGAAAGGCAUCAAGGUCAAGAAGAUCCACAAUGGGAAAUGCAGAAGGCAGGAUGACUGUCAGGAGGAGUGUCUCUUCAACGCCGUGUGUCUGGUGGAGCAGCUGAACGCCCGCUGCUCCUGCGACCCCAUCGAGUGCGACGGAACCUACAAGCCCGUGUGCGGCAAGGACGGCCAGAGCUACACCAACGACUGCAUGCGACGCAAGACCGAGUGUCUGAGCAAGACCCUCAUCUCCAUCAAGCACCAGGGGCCCUGUGAUCUCAGCAUACCGAGCCCCUGCCUGAAUAAGGUGUGUGAUCACGGGGCGGUGUGCGUGGUUGAAAACGGCGAGCCGGUGUGCGAGUGCCCCGAGGCCUGCCCGCAAACAUCGGACCCUGUGUGCGGAUCCGACGGCCACAGCUAUGGGAGCCCCUGUGAAAUGAGAGCGAUGGGUUGCGCCCUGCAGAAGGCCAUUCACAUCCAGCACAAAGGACCCUGUGAUGACUCUUGUGCCAACUGCUCUUUCGGGGCAAUCUGCGAUGCCCAGAGCGGGCAGUGUGUGUGUGCGUCGGAGUGUGUGAAGUCCCACCAGCCUGUGUGUGGCAGUGACGGAAGCACCUACAACAGCGAGUGUGAGCUGCACGUGCGCGCCUGCAAACAACAGAUGGACCUCCGAGUGGUCAGCCAGGGCGAGUGCAAAACAUGCGGCAGCACCGUGUGUGCCUGGGGGGCCCGCUGCGUCCAUAAUAUGUGCGAGUGCCCGCAGUGCUCGGGCGAGGCCUUCUCCCCGGUGUGUGGCAGCGACGGCACCACCUACAACAACGAGUGUGAGCUCCGCACGGCCUCCUGCGAGCAGAAGAGGAAGAUCGAUGCAGCCAAGCCCGGCAGCUGCGACGAAGACUGCGGCUCAGGAGGGUCAGGAUCAGGCGCGGAGAGCUGUGAACAGGACCGCUGUCGCAUGUUCGGAGGCUCGUGGGACGAGGAUGCCGAGGACGAUCGCUGUAUGUGUGACUUCACCUGUCAGAGUGUGCCUCACAACACGGUUUGUGGCUCGGAUGGCAAAAACUACAGCAACGAGUGCCAGCUGAAGAAGGCCAGAUGUGAGAAACAGGAGCACUUGUUGAUUCAGAAUCAGGGAGCCUGUGCAGCGAUUUCAGCCACAUCUCGACCGGAGCUGUCGGAGCCCCAGCACUGCAGCGAGUCUGUGUACGGCUGCUGCCACGACAACAUGACUGCUGCUCUAGGAGUCGGACUGGCUGGAUGUCCUAGUACUUGUCAGUGUAACGUCUACGGCUCCUACAAGGGGACGUGUGAUCCCGCCAGACAGUGCUCCUGUAAGCCAGGCGUGGGCGGACAGAAGUGUGACCGCUGCGAGCCGGGCUUCUGGAACUUCCGCGGCAUCGUGACGGAGAACAUCAGCGGAUGCACGCCGUGUAACUGCGACCCCAUGGGCUCGGUUCGGGACGACUGUGAGCAGAUGUCGGGCCUCUGUUCCUGCAAGACGGGAGUGAAGGGCAUGAAGUGCAACCUGUGUCGAGACGGAAGCACCAACGGCUGCGACAAAGGUCCAGAGCCCCCCACCUCAUGUGAGGAGUUAGUGUGCAGUUACGGAGCUACAUGCAUCGAGGUGAACGACCAGGCCCACUGCGAGUGUCCUUCCCCAGACUGCGACGAGAAAAACAAAACCAAGGUGUGCGGCUCAGACGGGGUGACCUACGCCGACCAGUGCCAGCUGAGGACCAUCGCCUGCAGGCAGGACAAGGACAUCAUGGUGCAGCACUCCGGACAGUGCACAGAAACCAUCUCUGAGCCGGCAGACCGACCCACCCCCAACCCCCUCGCCACCACCCCCAGCUCAAGCUCUGUUGCCACCAUCACCACCCCCACCUCCUUCCACCCUAACAUGGUGUGGGCCAUCCCGCUUCCGAGGACGGAAGAGCCAUCGACCACUGAGUGGCCCCCUGCCACCACCAUCUCUUCCACCCUCAUCAACAACAGAGCAAAACAACACCACAUCAUCCACACCCAGCCGCCGCAGUCCACCACCACCUCCACCCUCCGCAGCAGACCGCCCCCCCCCGCCGCCGCCGUCUCCUUCGAUGGCUCAGGCAGUGGGGAGCCCAGCGGCGAUGACCAGACGGAAGAAGAGGAGGAACAGGAAGAGGAAGAGGAAGCAGGUAGCGGCGUUCCAACGGAGGCCAGUGGCGCAGAGGAGCCUGUCGGUCCCACAUUGGCGAGCACCACAGUACCCACAGCUGAGGACCGGUCCUCCUGCGACAACACAGAUUUCGGAUGCUGCCCCGACGGAAAGACACCCUCCACUACUCCAGAGGGCGCCAACUGCCCCUCCACCAUGAAGUUCAGCGGCUUCCUGCACUUGGACCAGGUGGAGGGCCAGGAGAUAUUCUACACCCCUGAGAUGGAGGACCCCAAGUCGGAGCUGUUUGGAGAGACAGCCCGCAGCAUAGAGAGCGCACUCAAUGAGUUGUUCAGGAAGUCGGAGGUGCACAAAGACUUCAUGAGUGUUCGUGUCAGGAAUUUGGCUCCAAGCAACUCCAUCUUGGCCUUUGUGGAGGCCCACUUCAAACCAGAUACCAGAUUCAUGGUGGAAGACAUCGAAGGAGCCCUGCUCAAACAGCUGAAGGCCUCCAAAGACACCAGCAUCGCUGUGAAGAAGCCAGAGGACGAGAAUAUCCGCUUCACCAAUUAUGGCCUCUCCUCCGUCCCCUUCUUCACCACCACGACCACAAUCACCACGGCCUCAGUCACCACAGCCGCUCCCAGCACCACCACCAUGCCUCCCCCCACCUCCCCGUACAUCACCCGCCGCCCCCCAGGCACCACACGCAGGCCCUAUGGCAGACGCACCACCACAACCUCAGCGCCUGUAACCACACUGCGACCCACCACCACCACAGAGGCCCCCACUACCACUGCUCCACCUCCAGCCACCACCGUAGCCCAUGUCCGAGGCAGGCUGCACCACAAGAAGCCCUGCAGCUCCCACCCCUGCCUGCACGGGGGCACCUGCGAGGACGAGGGCCACGACUUCAGCUGCAAGUGUCCCGCCGGGCGAGGAGGCUCCGUGUGCGAGAAGGUGAUCAAGUACUUCAUCCCGUCAUUCGGAGGCCAAUCGUACUUGGCGUUCCAAACCAUGAGCGCCUAUCACACGGUCCGCAUCGCCAUGGAGUUCCGGGUAUCCGAGAUGACCGGAAUCCUGCUCUACAACGGCCAGGACGGCAAGAAGGACUUCAUCUCUCUGGCUCUGGUGAACGGCAAGGUGGAACUCAGGUUUAACACAGGUUCGGGAACUGGAACAGUUGUCAGCAAAGUACAAAUCAAUCAGGGCCGCUGGCAUCAGCUGGUGGUGACGCGCAACCGCCGCAACGCCAUGCUCAGCGUGGACAACGAGCCGCACAUCGAGGGCGAAAGCCCCCGCGGCACAGAUGGCCUCAACCUGGACACCGACCUGUUCAUCGGAGGAGUGCUCGAGGAAAUGAAGCAGGAUGUGAGGGAACGGACGGCGGUGGCCACAGGUGUGGUGGGCUGCAUCCGCCUGCUGGAUGUCAACAACCGUGUGCUGAACCUGCAGGAGAGCGGGGGGGACAGUCUGUACGGCAGCGGCGUGGGCGAAUGUGGAAACAACCCCUGCCAGCCCAACCCCUGCAAGAACGGAGCUGCAUGCCAGGUCAAGGAGGCAGAGAUGUUCCACUGCAAGUGCAGCAAAGGAUUCUGGGGUCCAACUUGUGCUGACGUCCAUGAUCCAUGCGAGCCCAACAGGUGCCAUCCAUCCUCCCAGUGCCAGGCGCUGCCGGAGGGAGGCUACAAGUGCGAGUGUCCCAUGGGACGUGAGGGGAGGCACUGCGAGAAAAUGGCUGAGAAGAGAGGGGCUUACAUGCCGCUAUUCGACGGAGACUCUUACGUGGAGCUGAAGGGACUUCACCUCUACGGGCACGAUCUGCGUCAAAAGGUCAGCAUGACGGUGAUUCUCAAGGCCAACAGCUCCAACGGUUUGAUAUUCUACAACGGCCAGAAAUCGGACGGAAAAGGAGACUUCAUCUCUCUGUCCCUCAAUGAGGGCAUCCUGGAGUUCCGCUACGACCUGGGGAAGGGACCCGCCACCAUCAGGAGCAUGGAACCAAUCCAGCUGAAUGUGUGGAACACCAUCAACCUGGAGCGCUCCAACCGCAAAGGAGAGAUCAUGGUGAACAAGAAGGACCCCGUCCGAGGAGAGGCACCGAAAUCACGAAAGAACCUGCACGUAGAUCUUAACCUGAAAGAGUCUCUUUUCGUCGGCGGAGCCCCCGAUUACAGCCGGCUAGCGAGAGUCGCUGCACUCACAGAGGGCUUCAAGGGAACAAUCCAAAAGAUCAUUCUGAUGGGCACCCCGAUCCUUAGAGAGGAGAACGCCCUGCGUGCCAGCAACAUCGACAUGUUCCAUGAGCACGCGUGUUCCCAGGAGCCCUGCCAAAACGGCGGGCGCUGCAACCCCAUGCUGGACGCCUACGAGUGUGUGUGCCUCAGUGGGUUCUCAGGGGGCCGUUGUCAGAACACCAUCUAUGAGAAGUCUGCAGGAGAGACCGAGGCCAUUGCCUUUGACGGGCGGACGUUCAUCGAGUACCACAACGCUGUCACAAAGAGCGAGAAGGCUCUGCUGGUGAACAAAUUUGAGCUGAGCAUCCGGACGGAGGCGACCCAGGGCCUGGUGCUGUGGAGCGGGAAGGGCGUGGAGCGCUCCGACUACAUCGCCCUGGCCAUCGUUGACGGACACAUCCAGAUGACAUACGACCUGGGCUCCAAGCCCGUGGUGCUGCGCUCCUCGGUGCGCGUCAACACCAACCGCUGGAUACGCAUCAAGGCCAGCAGAGCACUCAGAGACGGCUCUCUGCAGGUCGGCAAUGAGGCAGCGGUAACAGGGUCGUCGCCCCUGGCAGCCACGCAGCUGGACACAGACGGAGCGCUGUGGCUCGGUGGUCUGGAGGAGCUGGCGGUGGCCCGUCGGUUGCCCAAAGCCUACAGCACGGGCUACAUGGGCUGCAUCAAGGAUGUGGUGGUGGACGGCGUGGAGCUCCACCUGGUGGAAGACGCCCUAAACAGCCCCAAAAUACUACACUGCUCCGCCGCCAAAUAACCCAGCAGAGACCGAAUCUUGAGAAAAUAAACG
Molecule: messenger RNA, 7841 nt
Organism: Trematomus bernacchii (emerald rockcod)
Lineage: Eukaryota; Metazoa; Chordata; Actinopteri; Perciformes; Nototheniidae
Gene: agrn
Product: agrin
Exons: 36
Coding region: 1866-7808 (1980 amino acids)
Biological process (GO): cell differentiation; G protein-coupled acetylcholine receptor signaling pathway; receptor clustering
Molecular function (GO): laminin binding; calcium ion binding
Source: RefSeq, a predicted model, not a curated record